This is a messenger RNA of Ziziphus jujuba (common jujube), 1924 nucleotides long. RefSeq names its product protein EFFECTOR OF TRANSCRIPTION 2. Lineage: Eukaryota; Viridiplantae; Streptophyta; Magnoliopsida; Rosales; Rhamnaceae. Gene Ontology annotation, molecular function: DNA binding. Gene Ontology annotation, biological process: regulation of DNA-templated transcription. The coding region runs from base 91 to 1569 and encodes 492 amino acids. The record is from RefSeq and is a predicted model, not a curated record. The transcript has 3 exons.
AAGGGCAAAUUGGGUUAUUCAGUAAAAUUUAUGGGCGCUUGAAAAUUAAAAACGGCGAGAUUAACGGUCAUAUUUCUGGAUGAGUGAGUGAUGGGUUUGGGUGGGGGCCAACAAGAUGAAGAAAUGGUAGGAAGCGAUUCGACCGCUGUUGUCUUCUUCAGAUUGAAGAGGGAAGACUGUAAGCGCACCAAACACGAUCUUGUAUUCUCCCAGUGGAAGAUUCUGGUAGGCCCUUGUGAUUGGGAAGAUUAUUCACUAGGAAAGGAUGGUGCUGAAAGGUAUAGGGUUCAUAACCUCCCUAUGAUAUCAACUCCAGGAUUAUAUGAACUUGCCAUCGCCGUAUCUCACACCGGUCUAGGCCGUAACAUUGCAAAGCUUGAUCCUGAACGCAUAGUUGUGGUUUACCUUGGACACGCUGAGAAUGUGAGGACACGGCUUCAGCGUUAUGGCCGUACAGGUUCACAUUUGGGCACUUGCUGCUCAACUGCUUACCCGACACUCUCUCUUCACAAGGGACCUGGAUUGUUUGACGAUAUUUUGUCGAGAGGAUACCCAAUUGUGUUUAGAUGGGCACCUAUGCAAAGUAAAAGCGAUGCACAGAAAACAGAGACUCUGUUGCUUAACACAUUUGACUAUGCAUGGAACACAAGCAUUAAUGGUUCACGACGCCCUGAUGAAAUCCUUGAGAAACUGAAGAAAAUUUCUUCAAGCAGUAAUCGUUUCCCUGCUGUUGUCCGAAGGCUUUUACCUUUGAGUCAGAGGCAAGUGGGCAUUAGGAUCAAAGCAGGCAAAUUGCUUGCAACAGAGAACAACUCCAAUCCUUGUGCUGAUGAGGAGAGACCCAAUAUCCUCUCUCGAGUUUUCAAGUUUGGCAGGUCACGGCCUCGUUCAGUACUGGACACGAGUGGCAUUACUCAGGGGAAUACUGUCAUCUGUGGAGUGGCUUUGACCCACGAUUCAGUUUGUACAAGAGCACCAGUUGAAGGAAGAAAGAGGUGUGCUGAACACAAAGGGGUGAAGAUCAAUGGGUUGAUUACAGUCAGGAUAUCAAAUUCAAAUAGCAUCUAUGGCUCACAAUAUGGUGUUAUUGACAGCACAAAGUCUGAUGGACAUGGCAAAUCAGGCUUCAGGAAUGACACAGUUACAGUCGAGUUUCAUGGCAGCAAGAGCUUGGGUCCUAUCUGUGGAUUCACCUUGACUGAUGGUUCUCCUUGUAGAAGGCAGGCUGUUCCAGGUAAUAAAAGGUGUGAUGAACAUAAAGGGAGAAGAAUUAGGAAAUCCAAUUCCCGAUUGGUGUCAACUGAGGAAAAACCACUCUACGUUCCUGAUGUUUUUGAAUCAAAUUGUGGUGACACUUCAGAAUACGACAACAAUUCAGCUGCAAUAUGUAAUCAUGGAAGAUUGGAGGAUGAAGUUUUGUCAAGCAGAAUCAACCAGAACAAGAAUGGCAUAGGUGUUGUUACAUGUGGAGCAACUACAAAAAACGGAUCUGCGUGCAAAAGAAAACAAGUAGAAGGAAAUAAAAGGUGCUGGCAGCAUAGAGGCAUGAGGGCUGGUACUUGUUAUUAAUCCUUGAAUGGAUUUGAAAAAAGAACAGGUACAGUGAACUGUAGAGUUACAUUGCAGGACGGGUCCUUCUGUAUGAGAAUUCCUGCUCGUGGAAGGAAGAGGUGCGAGCAGCAUGGUGGAAGAAGACUGAUAAUAAAAAUUAUUUUUAUAUGUGUAUAAUUAGAGAUACGGGAUUUUUGCAGAUUGCAAUGUAUUGCUAGUUGUGCCUGAUAAGUUAUGUUUAGGGAUUGUAUGUUGUAUCUCUUAUUAAAUGUAUGUUGUAUGUGUAUUUGGCAUUGGCAUAGGCAUAGGCAUAGAUAUCGUAAUGUAGACAAACUUUGUUGAUUUGUUUUAUUUUGGUAAGAAACUUUGUUCU